AUGACUUGCUAUCUAGCUUCGUCUGUCGAUAUACUUGACUUGUCAUUCGAGGAGAACGACAUAGAUGACACUGUUGAAUUGAAGGUGGAGAUGGUUGGUAUACAUGAGAAAAGACUGAGGAAAUGUCUGUCAAAAUUGAAAGGAAUAGAGAAAGUGGAAGUGGAUGCUAAUAGUCAGAAAGUGAUGGUCACAGGAUAUGCAAACAGGAACAAAAUACUUAAAGCCAUAAGAAGAGGUGGUCUUAAAGCUGAUUUCUGGUGUAUCCAAAACGAGCUUCUCAGUGUUUAUGCCAGUGCAAGUUAUGGAAGCUUGAGAUUCAACAACUUCAACUUCUAA
This is a messenger RNA of Dovyalis caffra, 336 nucleotides long. The record is from the annotation of a GenBank genome assembly. Lineage: Eukaryota; Viridiplantae; Streptophyta; Magnoliopsida; Malpighiales; Salicaceae.